AUGACAAGAUGGAGUAUUCAUCUAGUGCGUAGGAGCUGGUCUACUCUUGACCGCCAAUAUACUCUGUGGCGGCUGUUCGUGGUGCCGCCCUCAAGAUUACAGUCUGCUACGGCAAAGGUUCAAAGCGCUUAUCCUCAUAUCUCGAGAUGGCGACCCAGCCCCACAUACGCCAAGUGGUGCUUUAGAGUUUUUCUCACCACCGAAGGCGGUAAGACGGUGCAGCGGAACUGGUUUAGCUGGCGAACGAUGAUCGCACAUCUCAUAGCGCACUCGGCGGUCGCGGAGUGCGGACGUGUGCACUCGUUGCCGUCGACGGAGCCGCGUCUCGUGCUUUUAAUUAAUUAUUAUUAUCGGCUGCUCGUUAUGUGCGUGGCAGGUAAGCGACAGGUUGCCAUUGUUCCCGACGCCCUGUUCCCGGAAACAGCUCUAUGCCAGCUG
Molecule: messenger RNA, 438 nt
Organism: Iphiclides podalirius (scarce swallowtail)
Lineage: Eukaryota; Metazoa; Arthropoda; Insecta; Lepidoptera; Papilionidae
Source: the annotation of a GenBank genome assembly